UCGUCAUAUUCUUGUCUACCUGCCAUUGGCAAUUCAUUUCUUUCUUUGCUUCAGAUAAUUUUAAAAUCAGAUCCUCGUACUCUGCUUUCAAGUUUAUUACUCUGUUACAUCAGUUCCUAUUGUACUCUUGCUUGUUCAUAGCAUCUCAAAACAAUAAACUGGGGAUAAGUGGAGGAAUGCCACUGUUCAGAGUGAUUUUCAUUUGGAAUCGGUUAAAGUUUCUGAUCUUGUACAACUUCUAUUUGAGAGUGAAUGUCAUAAAUAGCAAGGAAUUUGUCUCACAUUUCUGAUGAUGGUUAGAUAUUUCUGUAGUCUGUGAUUUUUGUGCAUCUAAUGGCUGUGAGAAACAAUGUGAAAAGAUUUCUAAUAAACGUGUUUACAAAAUGGUUUCCAGCUAUUGCUUUUGUUUCUUCAUUUUUUAAAGAACCCUUUAGGUUCCACUGAUGCAUCUACAAGUUUAGAUUUCUUAGGUCAUUAUACUUUCAAAAAUUUGAUCUCUCUGUACUAAUCUCUGAAUAGAAUCCAUGGAAAAUAGUACAUUGUUGACUCAGCUUUAGGGCAUAAGUUACUUUGGGGAGUCCAGAAAAGAAACAACAUGCGAAAUCAAUCCUGCUACUAAAGAGUAUAUUAUCUGGUGUUAUGAAAAGCGUAUGUCCUAUAUUUGAAGGCAUAUUACCUGGUCUAAAGAAAAUAUAGCGACAGUCCAGGGCACAUUGGAAGGUUAAAUAAGACAUUUAAACUGUCUCUGGAUUUCAUCUCAUAGGAAAUGCAUUUUCACUAAACUUUGGUUUCUCAUUAGUUUCAGAAACAAAUUUCUAAGAUAAAUCCCCUGUACAUUUGAUUAUGGUUCAUCUUAAUUAUCCUACUCAUCUGAGGGCAGUUGAUCAUUGCACGGAAAUCAAUCCUUAUAAGUUUUUUUCUGCAUAGAAUUUGGCAUGAACAAAGAUAAACUUUAUCCCAAAGCAUUAAUGUGAGCCCAAGUGGUACUUGAGAUUGCAUAGUCUACCUUUAUAUUAUCAUUUUGUCGAGAUGGCUCCUCUUGUGAGUAAUUCGUUGUUGUUUUAUAUUGAUUAAGAGGACAUGUUAUUUGCAUAAGAAGUGUAAAUGAAUGUGAAAAAUUUUAUUUUCUUGGUAAACCAAAAUGGUCUCUUAAUAAAUGCUUCAAGGUUCUGUCUGUUCCUUGAUUUGAAACUUUGUCCAGAAUAUGUGAUUUAUUGUUUCUUAUCAUCAAUGUUGAUAUCUCCUCUUUUCCACUUGUUUUAGGGCUACUGACUAUUUGCAAAUGAGCAAAGAUCCUUUUAUUGAACAAUCAAGAGUUGUAGCCAUGAUUGAAUAGAAUGAAAUAUGUCUUAAAAAAGCCGCAACGAGUUAGCUCCAUAGCUGUAUUUUCUUUUCCCUGUUGCCCCCUUCGGAAGAAAAUAGAAGAGGAAACAGAAAACCUAGCACAGUACGACUAUGACUGACUUUGGUUCUGAAAGAUCAAAGCCAUGGAACACAUACACAAGUUCAGACCCAAACCCAUCUCAAACAGGAGUGAAUCAGGAAGCUCCAUGGAAAAGCUUCGGAACAUCCAUGAAUGCCAUUUCUUUUGGUUUUGUUGCAACGGCUAUCUUGAUAUCAAUGUUUCUUAUAAUGGCCAUUUUUGAACAUCUGUUCAGGCCAGGUCCUUCUUUCUCUUCACCUGAAAGUAUGGCCAAUGGUUCUCCUGAAUCCAGACCCAUAGAGAAACUUCAAAAAGAAAGAGUGUCCCCAUUGUAUGCAUCUGAUUUCUCAGUGUUGAUGCCAGGACAGCACUGUCCCACCUACAUUGCACAACCUGCUCCUCUGCCCUGCCCAAGAGAAGGGACAUAUUGGCCUCCUCAUGAACAUAAUUUUGUACUUCCAUAGUAUAUUAUACCUGCAAUGAAUGAACUAUGAAGCACCACAAAGGUUCAACUUAUAUUUACAGAACAACCAACUCUCCUCAAUUUCUGAAUCAUCUAAGCUUAGAUAUUGUAUCUUGAAUCGUGUUUGUUGGGAGAACUUGCUAUCCUGUAGGAUUUGGUAAACCUUCUGAGGGAUGUUGGUGAAAUCAGAUCUUUCUCCUCAUAAUCUACCAAAAACUUUACCCUGCA
Molecule: messenger RNA, 2114 nt
Organism: Carya illinoinensis
Lineage: Eukaryota; Viridiplantae; Streptophyta; Magnoliopsida; Fagales; Juglandaceae
Exons: 2
Coding region: 1456-1887 (143 amino acids)
Source: RefSeq, a predicted model, not a curated record